Messenger RNA from Chaetomium globosum CBS 148.51, 879 nucleotides. RefSeq lists its product as uncharacterized. Bases 1 to 879 code for a protein of 292 amino acids. The transcript is spliced from 2 exons. NCBI's taxonomy places the organism in Eukaryota, Fungi, Ascomycota, Sordariomycetes, Sordariales, Chaetomiaceae. The record is from RefSeq and is a predicted model, not a curated record.
AUGUUCAGCAAAUUUGUCAACUUUCCUUCCCCCAGGCUGGCUGUCUGCCUAGCCGUCUUACCUGUAGCUCUUCCCGUCACAUACCUGAUCUACCUCGACCACGCUGUCUCCAAACAGCUCAACACCGCAACGGGCGUCCGCAACACGAAGAGACGUACCUCUACUGUCCCAGCCAACGUUACCAGGCCGAUCACACUGCCGGAAGAGGUCAGAGCCGACGAGUCGGAAUGGAUCCUCGCAUACGAACGGAUCACCUCCAAAGCCUUAGCACCAUCCAGCCUGCCGGAUAACCUAUCGGCCGUGGUAACCGACUACGUCCGAGCGACCAUGACGGCCUUCAGUUGGACGCCGCAGGCCUUCUUGCUCCGCGCGGCUGCUGGGGACAAGGCGGUGAAGAAGACGUUUGACACGCCGUACAUUCAGAACCUUGGGUUUUGCAACGGCGAGCGGGUGAAUGGGUUCUGGAGCGUCGUGUAUCGAGGAAACGGGGACCUGCAAGAACACGAACGGGUGGAGAUGGCGUUGGAUGCGCCGCCUACUUACAAAGGGGCGAGGGUUAGUGGGGUGAUUGUUGCUGGAGUGGAGGUGCAGGGUGAUGGGGGUGUUGUGUUUGUCAACGAGACUUGGAUGUGGAGGAAAGAAGACGAGGCGCCGUUGUUGUUGGAGAGCAGGUUCGGCGGAUGGUUUCAUGUGGUUGUGUCGGGUUGGCUUGUGAUGAAGGGGGAAGAAGCAUGUUCAGCGAGGCAGGUGCGUAGGGGCGCGCUGCGCAGGUCGGUCAACCCAGCGGUGCGGCACCAGCAGGGCUCUCAAACCCCCACAACGCAGCGCGUUCAGCGUCGCAAACCAAGCAAUUACAUAACAACCGACCAAGCGCGGUAA